Molecule: messenger RNA, 582 nt
Organism: Episyrphus balteatus (marmalade hoverfly)
Lineage: Eukaryota; Metazoa; Arthropoda; Insecta; Diptera; Syrphidae
Product: 3-phosphoinositide-dependent protein kinase B-like
Exons: 3
Coding region: 1-582 (193 amino acids)
Source: RefSeq, a predicted model, not a curated record
AUGCUAGAUGGCUUCAAAGUUUGUAUUGGUAUUUGUCAUUUAAGCAGUCAACUAGUGCAGUACUGUAAUCUAAAUUACAUCGAAACGAUUAAUCGUAAUCGUAAUCGUAAUCGUAAUCGUAAUCGUAAUCGUAAUCGUAAUCGUAAUCGUAAUCGUAAUCGUAAUCGUAAUCGUAAUCGUAAUCGUAAUCGUAAUCGUAAUCUUAAUCGUAAUCGUAAUCGUAAUCGGAGUCGUAGUCGUAAUCGUAAUCGUAAUCGUAAUCGUAAUCGUAAUCGUAAUCGUAAUCGUAAUCGUAAUCGUAAUCGUAAUCGUAAUCGUAAUCGUAAUCGUAAUCGUAAUCGUAAUCGUUAUCGUUAUCGUUAUUUUAUCGUUAUCGUGAUCCUUCUUCUUCAUCGUCUUGCAUCAUCAUCAGCAUCUUCGUCGUCAUCAGCUUCUCCAUCAUCAUCAGCAUCUUCGUCGUCAUCAGCUUCUCCAUCAUCAUCAGCAUUAAAGUCAUCACAAGAGUCCUCAUCAAAGCAUUCAUCAAAGUCGUCAUCAGAUUCACCAUAUAUACGUCAUCAGUUGCAGCCAUCAUACAUUUGA